This is a messenger RNA of Dicentrarchus labrax (European seabass), 5394 nucleotides long. Its product is annotated as plakophilin-4-like. The transcript has 22 exons. Gene Ontology annotation, biological process: cell-cell adhesion; cell-cell junction assembly. Gene Ontology annotation, cellular component: adherens junction; cytoplasm; plasma membrane. The record is from RefSeq and is a predicted model, not a curated record. The coding region runs from base 557 to 3994 and encodes 1145 amino acids. Gene Ontology annotation, molecular function: cadherin binding. NCBI's taxonomy places the organism in Eukaryota, Metazoa, Chordata, Actinopteri, Moronidae.
CACACGCACACGCACACGCACACAGGCAGCAUCCUUCCUCUCCAGCCAGCAGCUCUUUGCACGGAGCUGCAUCCUCACACACAGCCGCAAACAGCGACGCACGCAACGGCGCAAAAAAACAAAAAACAGCCGCUGAUCGAUGCCCGUAUCGGAAAAUAAUCCAUAGCCGCAUGGUGACGUCACGCCGCUGAUCGGUAAUAGUGGCAGGGCGGGUAGGUGGGUGGGAGGCUGGGUGCCGCGCGGACGCCAGGGGUAGUUGAGUGCAUUGAAACCCCAACACCGGAUAAGAGAAGGAAAAAAACAACAACAACACAAUAUUGCACGAGAAGUGUGUGGACGCGCACGGGACUGUUGUUUGUUUUGUUUAUUUGUCGCGGCGCGUGGGAAAUGUAGUAGCUGUCACGGCCGCCUGCAGGAGGAGGAUGGAUGCGUAACAGGACGGAUCGAGCCAGCUGUGGCCUGCUUCUAACAGCAACAUCUGGCCGUCCGUCUUCAGGGUCAGAGAGGGCGCCUCAGCAGCCAGCCGGCUCUGGACUAUCGCGGGGAGGUGGAGGAGAUGGACGAGGGGGAUGCAGAGGGGGAAGGGCCCAUGGUGGUACGAGAGGGGCCGAGCGGUCAUGGACUUCCGUCAAACGCCAGCAGCAGCACCACCACCACCACCAACCUCCUGGCUUCUGUCAAAGAGCAGGAGCUUCAGUUUGAGCGGCUGACUCGGGAGCUGGAGGAGGAGCGGCAGAUUGUGGCGAGCCAGCUGGAGAGGUGCAUGCUGGGAGCUGAGUCCCCAGCAGGAGACAGUAGCAGCUCUUCGGAGAAGUCGUUUGCAUGGAGAUCAGCAGAUGCUUUGACAGGCGGAGAGACGCAGGGCGGAGUCCUGGAGGCGUCUGGAAGUCCUGGUCGUCACCUGGAGGGGGAGGAGGGACUCUACAUGCCUGAACCGGACCGCGCCUCCCUGCAUGACAGUGAGGGCUCAGGAGGACACUCGGCCCAGAUGACCUCGUAUUCAGACAGUGGCUACCAGGACAGCAGUGUUAGUUAUUACAGCAACCAGAACGUGGUGCGCUCAGAGCCCCGAGCCUCCAUAUCGAGGAGCCCAAGAGCUGAGGGUCAAGCUUCCGGGCAGGUGUCUGGCCGGAUGUUACGGAGGAUGGCCUCCCUCCCCUCCAGGAGCCAGUCUCCUGGUGGCACUGCUGGCACUGUCUCACCCUCCCGCAUCUCCCUGCGAACAUCCCAAGGCAGCACUUACGAUUCGCCCAUCCUCUCGGAGCCAAAACCUCUGGCCGCCGUAUUCCCCGGCACCAGCAUGCCGCCCUCCUGCCCUUCGCCAACAUCCCCGACUGACGGCACACAGGCCCUGGGUGGUGGGGGAGGAAGUGUGAUAGGAGGAGGAGGAGGAGUUGGUGGACGUCUUGGCUCCACCCUCUCUCUGGUGGAGGGGAGGGGUUUGACGGGGUCACCGCUGCGUUCGGGGAUGACGGCGGUGCCGCAGCACUAUGGCUCCACGCUGCCCAGGCAGAGCCAGCCGUUGGCCUACGGAGCAGAUCCAUACGGCCUGUACCAGAGGAGCGCACUGCCCCGCCCCGACAGCCUCAUAGGGCUCCACAGCUCAUACGCCGGUCACGGGGGGCAGAUAGAUCCAGAGCUGAGGGCGGCGUUGUCUCCGGACUGUCACAUGACGCCUGUUUUUGAUGAGCGCUCCUUCCACAGCCCCCUGUACCACAGCCCUACCCACGACCCCCAGGGCUCCCUCUACAGGAGUAACACAGGUAUGGGGACGCUCCCUCGGACCACAAGCCACUGCGGCACGCUGCCGUACCAAAGAAGCAGCUACGGGCUGAGCACUGCAGCUCUGUACGUCGACUCCUACAGGGUCCCCGGCGAGCCAGUCUUCUCCCACCGCCACUCUGGACUGAUGGACCGGGUGGCCACGCGCACGCCGUCCAUCGAGAGCAUCCAUAAGGACCCCAGGGAGUUCGCUUGGCGUGACCCCGAGCUGCCAGAGGUCAUCCACAUGCUGCAGCAUCACUUCCCCUCUGUCCAGGCCAACGCCGCCGCCUACCUGCAGCACCUGUGUUACGGAGACAACCGGGUCAAGGUGGAGGUGUGUCACCUGGGAGGGAUCCAGCACCUGGUGGACCAGCUGGAUCACAAGGUAGCUGAGGUUCAGAAGAGUGCCUGCGGGGCUCUGAGGAACCUGGUGUACGGCAAGGCCACCGACAACAACAAGGUGGCGCUGAGGAACUGCGGUGGCGUGCCGGCCCUGCUGCGCCUCCUCAGGAAAACAACCGACAACGAAGUCCGCGAGCUGGUCACUGGCGUCCUGUGGAACCUCUCUUCAUGUGACGCAGUGAAGAUGACCAUCAUCCGCGACGCUCUGACCACGCUGACCAACACGGUCGUCAUCCCCCACUCGGGCUGGAGCAGCAUCUCGCACCGCGACGAGCACAAAGUCAAGUUCCAGUCCUCCCUGCUGCUGCGUAACACCACCGGCUGCCUGAGGAACCUGAGCUCAGCAGGAGAGGAGGCGAGGAGUCAGCUGCGUUGCUGUGAAGGUCUCGUCGACUCGCUGCUUCACGUCCUCAAAGCCUGCGUUAACACGUCCGACUACGACAGCAAGAUCGUGGAGAACAGCGUCUGCACCCUGAGGAACCUCUCGUACCGGCUGGAGGUGGAGAUGCCCUCCUCUCGUCUCCUCGGCAACCAGGAGCUGGACACCCUUCUGGGCUUCUCCUCCCCGGCCAAGGAGCUGGACUACCUCUGCUGGGGCAAGAGGAGGCGUGGCAGGAAGCGGGGCGGCUGGCCCGACGACAAGUGGGACGGCAUUGGGCCGAUCCCGGGUUUCUCCCAGUCUCUGAGGGGGGCGGAGCUGCUGUGGCACCCGAUGGUGGUGAAGCCGUACCUCAACCUGCUGGCCGAGAGCUCCAACCCCGCCACGCUGGAGGGCGCCGCCGGGUCGCUGCAGAACCUCUCUGCUGGAAACUGGAAGUUCUCAGCGUACAUCAGAGCAGCGGUGCGUAAAGAGAAAGGUCUGCCCAUCCUGGUGGAGCUGCUGAGAAUGGACAACGACCGGGUCGUCUGCUCCGUCGCCACUGCUCUCCGCAACAUGGCGCUGGACAGCCGCAACAAGGAGCUGAUAGGAAAGUACGCCAUGCGGGACCUGGUGAACCGGCUACCCGGCGGCAAUCCGUCGGUGCUGUCAGACGAUACGGUGGCGUCAGUGUGCUGCACGCUGCAUGAGGUCACCAGCCGCAACAUGGAGAACGCCAAAGCUUUAGCUGACAGCGGAGGCAUCGAGAAGCUGGUGGACAUCAGCAAAGGACGAGGGAAAGGGUACUCGAUGAAGGUCGUAAAGGCAGCGGCUCAGGUGUUGAACACACUGUGGCAGUACAGGGAGCUGAGGAGCCUCUACAAACAGGACGGCUGGAACUACACUCACUUCGUCACUCCCGUCUCCACUCUGGAGCGAGACCGCUACCUUUCACAGCCGACCCUGCCCACCAGCCCGCUGCAGAUGUCCCCCGUCAUCCAAUCAGGUGGUAGUGCAACAUCCUCGCCGGCGAUGCUCGGGAUAAGAAGACACAGUACAAACUAUCAGAGGGCACAGUCAUCUAUGCAACUCGACACGUAUUAUGGAGACAACAGUUUACACAAACGGCAGUACACAGGGUCUGAGAAGAAAACUCCAUAUUUCAUUGGGACAUAUUCUUCCCAGUCAGGAGAGGAUUUGAGAAGGUCCCAGCACACAGAGCCAUUUUACGACGAGCCCGACAGGAAGAACUACAACAGCUACAGAAUGUACCUGUCGUCCCCUCAAGGCUACGGAGAGGAGCAGUACGAGGACGAACCGGUCCACCUGACCCCGUCCUCCCCCGACGGCUACGCCAGCCAGUCGCUCCAAUUCAAAGCCAACACCAACUACGUGGACUUCUACUCCACCACACGGAGGCCUUCAAACAGGGCGAACAAGUUCACCGGCUCCCCUGACUCCUGGGUGUAAAAGCAAAAUGGACACCGUGUACGUCGAGCUUCGCCGUCUGUUUCCGUAGGUGUUUGGGUGGGUGCGUUGUAUGGUCGUGUGAAAGGUUGAGGAUGCAUGUGAAUGUGUGUGCAUAUGUGUUGAACCUGUACUGAAUGACCUGGGCUUGGUUUGCUCCGUGCAUCUUUUGACUAAGUUAGACCAUGUGCACAAUAAUGCAGAUAAAUGUGAAGCCUUCCUUUAUUCUUUACCUUUUUUUACCAUCUCUCGUUGUCGAGAUCUCAGGCUUCCGAUCGUGAAGUUCAAAGCUGAAACAAUUAGUCAAUUAAUCAAUUAGUUAGUCAACAAACACCACACAAUAAAUCCAUUACUUGAGAACAUAAAAGUAAAGUUUUUUAGUGCCCAAGAAGAACAGUUGCUUUUAAAAGGAAGGACAAAGCAGUGGUUGGAAACACAUUUCUUUUUGCUGAUUUUAUGGAAAUUUGGUUAAAACCUGACUAAUGAGUAGGUUGUGUUGUAGGUUGCUGUUCACACCUGCACCCAUGUGACUCUGACGACUCUCACAUGAUGGCAUGUGACCUUAACGAGUGUUAAGGUGUUACACACUUCAAGAAACUAAAGUAAGUCCAGUUUACUAUUGUUGUGACAUUUCAAAAGGGAAAAUCUAAAAAAGAAAAAUAGCCAGAUUGGGCAUAAAACCUAAACUUUAUCUACAUUAUUAUUAUGAACGUGCAGCAUCUUUUGCAUCCAAGAUGGUCUUAGUCAAAAGGUGCUUUUUAAGAUUGAACCCAGCCCUAACCUUGUUGUUCACCAGAGUGUUUGUUAAAGUCAACUUGAUUUAAUUUUUCUCUGCAGUAAAAGUGUGCAGUGUGUUGGCAUAAUUAUUGUUUGCCAGCAUCAUCAUGAAGAACCUACUGAAGUUGAGACCACACCUGGGACAAACACUAUUUACUCUGUCUAGGGAUUGACCAUAUUAGCGGUAAAUAAAUCAGAGCAAAAGUCGCUCUAAAACAUUGUUGUUAAAUAUUAUUUGACCCAGGUUUGGAGAAGAGAAACUUACCGAAGAACUUUUAAAGACUCAGAGAACCGGGGUUACAUCGAUAACCCUUUGCUUUUCUGUAUGUUGGCCCAAAGUGCAGUAUAUCAUAAAGUAUGUGAAAUAUGUGAUAAAAACAUGUGAAAAUCUAUUUGUACAGAUACAAUGGUUUAACUGUCCUGUUACAUUGUUGUAUUCAAUAUGUAGAACUUUAUAUGUGAUUGUGUGAAGAAGAUUUUUCUAUUAUUUAUUAUUUUUAUUAAUUUACUUGUGACCUGACCAAAAUACCCCCAUCUGUCUGUUCUGUCCAAAACUGAUGAUAAUGUGCAAUGUUACAGAGGGAAAUAUAUGUAUAGGGAUUAAAGAUUAUAUCAUGACAAGACAA